Wasmannia auropunctata (little fire ant) is the source of this 2478-nucleotide messenger RNA. RefSeq names its product transmembrane protein 164. Bases 515 to 1414 code for a protein of 299 amino acids. Lineage: Eukaryota; Metazoa; Arthropoda; Insecta; Hymenoptera; Formicidae. The transcript has 6 exons. The record is from RefSeq and is a predicted model, not a curated record.
CGAACGACUGACAAUUCGACACCGAGAUCAAUAAAGCAUCAUACGUCCCGUUGGCUUUCUCCGUCUCUAACCUUGCUCGACUCACUUAAGCCGCAACGCAGUGAAUUUGAAACGGCCCUCGUAAUCCCGUUCUCUUUUUACAUUAAGCGGAAAUCCGUAUCUUCAUUCCAUUAAUUCGGCGUGCCCGUUUCAAUAUUUUUUCCCUCCGUCGAGUCGUCGUUCGAGCAUUUUCCCUCAUCGCGACUGGUGGUCGCGGAGACUUGUGGACUUUAGCCGCGGUGAUCGUGAAUAAAAAUUGUUUCGUAAUCUUUUUUCAUCGAGCAAAAAACCUGCAUCUUUUUAUUCCAGUAGUUGCGCGUGUCUUCAAUAUUUUUUUCUCCGUCAAGUCUACGUUUGAAUAUCUUAUCGUGACCGGUAGUGGUAAUUUGUGAACUUAACCAGCAGCGACGCAGUACUCGCGAUUAAAAACCGCUUUUUCCCGAUUCCCGAAACGAAGUUAAUUUAAUUUAGGACGAUGUUCGAGUGGGCGUACGAUGGGGUGAACAGCUCCAUACCGCGCAACGUCGGUCCGGAAUGUGCGAAUUACCUGACGCUGAAGCGACGGAUAAUAGAAACCCUGUUUAUAUCCGUAUUUAUUAUAUCCUUCAUCGUAUGGGGCCUCAAGCGAGUAACUUUGCCGAGGAAGCUGGCCUACGUUGGCCAGGACCGUGUCGGCAGGCGAGUCCUGCUGAUUGUGAUGUCGCUAGUCCUGGGGAUGGAGAUCGGCUUUAAGUUUACCAGCAGGACUGUUAUAUAUCUGUUAAAUCCAUGUCACAUUACGACGGCAUUACAGUUGUAUUUACUGGCUGCGGAUCCUAGUCCAACAGUCACUGCUAUCUUCAGGAUACAUCUGAAUCUGUUGAAUGGGCCGGUAUUAGCUUAUCUAUUUCCAGAGACAGAGUCUCGGAUUAUAUUUGCAGACAAAGCAAUGUACUAUAUUCAGCACGGUUUGAUGCUAGUAAUACCGUAUUAUUUGUUGAGGAUUGGAGGUGUAUAUAACAUUGAGCCCUUAUCCGAUAUGAGCUGGUCAAUCCUCAGUUACGGCCUUAACGCAGGAUAUCACUUUUGGAUUCUUCAAAGUGUUGCCUUGCCUGUACAGGUGAAUCUUAGUCAUAUGUUGUGCGCAGCUGUCUUGGAUCCGUUUGAAGGUCAAAACUAUCGAAUAUGGGCAGUGACUCAUCAGCUAAUACUAUGUCCCAUUCUGUGCAAGCUGUUCUGUUACGGUUCCAACUUUUUCCUAACCAAGUUUCCGCUGACUAGGGUUAAGCCGUCGCUGGAGUGCGCUAUUCCAAAGAAGAAUUGUACAUACGAGCAGAACGAGAAGUUACACGAAGAGUCUAACACCUCAGGGAACGGCCAUACGCAUUUCGAUUAAUUUCGGAGGAAGAGAAGAGGAAACUAUUAUUGUCUUUAUGUGUUUUCAACACACCUCGUCUUGAUUGAGUGAGUAUACAUUUAGUAUUGCAGCGUCAAAGGUUUAUUCGAGAAAUGAUACUUAUGGGUUUGUAAUAUUUUUACAUAAUGUGCAUUUGCGUUAGUAAUCGCGCAGAUAUUAGUCCUAUCGUAGAUUGUGUAGGUACGUAAGAACAUCAGGUUUUUCUUCCUUGCAGACUGAGACAUAGACUUUAAUAAUUAUGUCUGUUGUGUCAUCUUCUAAAUAUGGUCUACAGGGAAGCUUAAAAAAUGGGAGAUAGGAAAAACUGACUUCUACCAGGUUUAACAAUUAAUUGUAUUUGCAGUUCGCAACUACAAACGAUCAGCAUAUUUUUACUAAAAACUUUUAUUUGAGAAAUAUUUAAAGAGACUUUUAUUUUUCGAGAAUUAAACUCUCACACAUAUAUACAUACGCAAGAUAUACCAAAUAGAUAACUUUAAUCUUGGUACAAUCGUUGUGAUCAUAUUAGUUUUAAUUCGUUAGUCCAUGAUACCAAACGAUAAGAAUAGUCAAUUUGAAAUAUAAAUUUCUGUCCAGAUGCUUAUCAUGCCUAACGCUGUGCAUAGAUUAAGAAUCUCAAAGAGAGGCUUAAGCUGACGUUCAGUAACUAACAGUGGUUAAAAAUAUAAUUGCAUCUUUUAUUAGAUAAAAACGCGUUGUUAAAAAAAAAACCAUCUUAUGCGUUUUUAUAUUCGUUUUUACUUGCGCAAUAGAAGUGAAGAUAUUCAAAUAACGAAACUGCAAUAUUUUAUCUAUGUAUCAUACGUUAUAGGUAGGCAGCGAAAGUUCACGAGGUUUCACAGUGAAUCUUCUUAGUAGCACGGUCUGAGAUACACUAAAACAGGCCAGUUGUCCUAACGACACAAUAAAAUAAAAGAAGCUUUACUUGCUUUAACUUAUUAAAGUCAACAACUCAUUAAUUCGUUAAUGUGUUUUAUUUUUAUUUUGGAAGAACAAAUUUUCUUGUAAGGUGAUUUUAAUGAGAAAUUUAUAUUCAGAAGUUU